This is a messenger RNA of Schistosoma mattheei, 4167 nucleotides long. NCBI's taxonomy places the organism in Eukaryota, Metazoa, Platyhelminthes, Trematoda, Strigeidida, Schistosomatidae. The record is from the annotation of a GenBank genome assembly.
AUGUCGCGAUCUCAAAGUGAAAUUCGCAAUGAUACAGCAAAACUUCUUUUGGAUUCCAUUGAUACAUAUCCGACAAGAUCAUUGACUGUUCAAUCAGAACGUAGUUCUGAACGCAUUCCAUCUAUUAGUUGGUCAGUUCAUCCAACAUCUCCUUUAAGUUCAAAAUCACCAACGGGAACUUUAUCACAUGAAAACAUGGAUGGAAAUGCUGGAUUUUUUAUGGUUGAAGUUAAAUUAUUAAGUGAUGAAGAGGUCCCAUUACAGUUGGAAGUUACCAAUGAUUGUCUUGGUCGUGUAUUAUUCAAUCAAGUUAUAGAACGAAUAGGUGGAAUAAUUGAAAAAGAUUAUUUUGGUCUACGUUAUCUAGAUCGUUCUAAACAACGACAAUGGCUAGAAAUGUCUAAAACUGUUUAUAAACAAUUAAAAUAUGUUAGUCCAAGAUCAUUGAAUUUUCGUGUUAAACAUUAUCCAAGUGAUCCAGUUAAUGAAUUUCGUCAAGAAAAAAGUCGAUACUUGCUGUAUCUUCAAUUAAGACGCGAUCUUCAUAGUGGUAGAUUGAUUGGAAGAAAUUUAGAAAUGCAUGUAUUAGCAGCAUGUAUACUACAAGCUGAAAUUGGAGACUACGAUAUCUUGUUAGAUUAUUUAGGACCUGAAGAAUCAAAAAUUGUAGAGAUUUAUAAAUCACUCAAAGGUAUGUCAAUGAGUGAUGCUGAGAAUAAAUUUCUUGAAAAUGCUGCAAAAUUUGAAACAUAUGGCAUUGAACCUUUAUAUGUUCAAGAUCGUAAAGGCAAUCACUUUUAUAUGGGAUUAAAUCAUGAAGGUGUCAUUACGUAUAGAGGAAGUAGAAAAGCACAUGUUUUUAGUUGGCAAAAAAUCAAUAAAAUAAGCUAUGAAGGAAAGUUAUUCAUUAUACAAGUGGAAUGGGAACAGCGUCGACAUACACUUGGUUUCAAAUGUCCAACUCCAGAAUCAGCUGAAGCAUUAUGGAAAUGGGCAGUUGAUCGUCAAUGUUUUUUCACCUUAAAUCGAUCUGUUGAUGCCAAAGAAUCCAAAGCUAAUGGUGGUUUAUUUAAACGUCGUCAAUUUUAUACAUUUACGGGAAGAUGCCAAAAGGAGUUAAUGCAGCUUAAUUCUAGUAUGCCUGCUAUACCUCAGCCCAGUGUCUCAAGAAGUAGAAGUUUAUUGAAUUUGGCCAAGAGUGUUCAUGAUAAACGACAUUCACAAAGUCAAAAUGAUUUGGAUCGUAAAUAUGUGGAUAGUAAUGAAAAUCUUCAAGAUAGUUCACGGAUGAAUCGAUUAAUGAAAGGUUUAGAUCAUCACAGAAGUUCUUUAGAAACACGUAGAAAUAAUAAUGAAUUAGAUGAUUUAAAUGAUAAUCUUUUCAUGAAUAAACGAUUAACUGAUCAAUUCAAUGGAGGAAUAAAACAACAAUUACAAUUACAAACAUUACAAAAUCAACAAGAACAACAACAACAACAACAACAACGUCAACAUAAAAGUAGUUUAUCUACACCGAAUUUAAUCAAUAUUCCUGGUAUUCAUAAAAAUCUCAAUGAAAUCAAUAAUAUUGUUGCUGAGGGUGAUUUAUUAUCUGAUAAAAAGAAAUCUAUUAAUGAAUUAUAUCCAAAUAAAAAUGAUACAAUAAAUGAAAAACAACGAAAUAAUAUUAAAAUAGAACAAACGAAUAUAACAAAUACGAUGAAUUUAAUACAAUCAAAUAUUGAUAAUGAUAAUAAUGAUAAUAUUGAUUCAAUUAGUUCCGGUGUUGAAGCAAAUGCUGAAGCCACAGAGCAACCAUUACAAAUUGAUGUAAAUUUAAAUAAUGUGAAUGGUGUUGGCGGUGGUGGUGUAAAUGGUUUUUGUACUGGUUCAGUUAAUACAUUAUCUUCAUCACCAUUAAAAUCAGCUGAUGAAGAUGAUGAUGUUGUUGAUAAUGUGAAUGAGAAUGAUGAAUUUGUUAAUGAUGCAUUAAAACAAACUAAUAAUUCAGAUAUUGAAACAUUGAAUAAUUUAUCCAAUGAACAAUUAAAUACAAAACCAUAUAUAAGUAUUAAUUCGGAAAAUAUUAUCAAAGAUGAUUCAUAUAGUCCAAUUUCUACUAUAUCUAUAUUAAAUCCUUAUUCAAAUCAUUAUGAAGAGGCAGAGACUAAAGUUAAUUCCUACUAUAAAAAACCAACGAUGAGUUUAACUACUACUCAUCAAAUUGAAACUAAUCCAAUCAAAUCACAAUAUAAACAAACUAUAAUUAAUCGUGAUAAUCAAUAUUCAAUUCAAUCGAUGAAUGAUCAUUCAUCUAUCAUAGAAACUACAAAACAAUCAUCAAUGAAUCGAUCGAAAUCACUAUAUUUUAAUCAAAAUAAAUCCAUAACAACAAUGAUGAUGACGACAAUGACGGGAACAAUAACAACUACAACAAGUUUAAAUAGUUUAACAACAACAAUACCACAUAAAUCUCAAACAUUAUCAUAUCAUCGUAUGGAAAAUAUAAAUACAUCGAAAUCAUCUAUUUAUUAUCCAUAUGCAUGUAAUAUAACUACAAUACCUAAUACAAUAAAUGAUACAUUACCAUCAUCAUCAUCAUCAUUAUAUUCAUCUAAUAAUUAUGAAAUACCAUUAAAUAUUAAAUCUAUGAAACAUUAUACAGAAUCACGUAAAAAUAUUAUUUGUUAUCCUAAAUUAUCUCAGUCAAAUUCAAAUGAUCCAUUAUUAUCUAGAAAUACUUCACAACAUAUAUCAAGACAAUUCACAUUGAAUAAAAUGAAAUCAAUCAAAGAUUUAUCCCCACAACCAAGAGAUUGGUAUCAUACAAUACCGAAUCCAAUAGAAGAUAAAACUAAUUAUCAGAACAAUAUCAAUCCUGAUAUUAAUAAUAUUAUAUUAGAUCCAAUAGAUAAUAAUAUAAAACAAAUAGAUGAUAUGGAUCAUAUAGAUACAACAUUGAAUAAGAAAGAAUCUAUAUCAAAUGAUUUAUUAUAUAAUAAUGGUUAUUAUCCAUUAUCUAAUAAGAAAUUAAAUUAUUCAAUUACAAGUGAAUUAAUCAAUAAAACACGAUCAUAUCAUGAACCAUUACAUAAUUCAUUAAAAUAUAAUUCGAUAAUUGAUCAAUCAAUAUUACCAACAUCAUUAUCAUUAUCAACAUCAAAUUCAUUAGCUUAUUUAACACAAUCAUCUAAUAGAAAUUUAUAUCAAACAUCUAAUCCUGUAAUUGACUCAUCUUCUUAUUAUAAUCAAAUAAAUAAUAAUAAUCUAAGAAAAACAACACAUACUACUACUACUAAUACUACUAAUAUGAAUGUUAAUAGUAGUCAGAUGAAUAGAACAGCUGGUAGUACUGCUGCAUAUCUUGCAGCUACCGGUGUUGGUGCAUAUAAAUUAGGUGAUUCAUUAGCUUUAUUAACAAAUAGAACAGAUCAUUUAAUUGAAUCCACUAUAAAUAAUGAUAAUAAUAAUAAUGAUAAUAUGAUAAGUAAAGAAUAUCCGAAAUCUGUUACAUUUAGUCAAAAUCAUUUAAUCACUAUUGGAAAUAAUGAAAAUAAUAAAAAACUAGAAUCUCAAACAAAGACAUCUAGUCAUUAUUCAAUAAAACAAACUUCUUCUUAUACACCAUCAAUACCACCGAAACCAAGUUAUAUACAAUCAAUUAAUAACCAAUCAAGAAUAAUUAAUCAAUCUAGAGAAAAGAACAAUACUACUACUACUACUGCUACUACUACUAUGACUACUACAACUACUAAUGAUAAUAAUGUUAAUGAUGCUGAAGAGGAAAUAAUUUCAAGUAGAACAUUUUCACGAAGUGGAGAGAUCAAUUCUACAAUACCAACAUUUGAAGAUCAUGCUAUUAGAUCUAUGAAACGUGUUACAGAUAAAGUACAACAAAUUAUGAAUAUUGAUCAAUUAGAUAAUAAUGUUAUAAAUUCAAUUGAUUCUAUUAAAUUAUUACCUCCAUUAGCUAAUAAAAUCAAUAUCAAUAAUCAAUUAAAUUCUAUCAAUACAUCACCUUUAGAUAUAUCUCAAUCAUCUGUAACUAAUUCAAAUCAUAAUAAUCCUAAUAAUUCAUCAAAUACACAAUUAUUUUCAUGUUUACAACAAAUUUUUUAUUAUUUUAUUGUAGCUUUUAUUGUUUAUAAAUUAUUAAUUUGGUUUAAUUUAAAACCAACUUUUGGUUAA